AGAUAUUGAACUUCCUUUUUCUUUCGACGACCUCAUUGAGAUGCCUCCAAUAGCGGCCCUCGCCCCAAUUGGAUUCCAAUAAAAUUGUUAUCAUUCUUAUCCUUAUUUUCUUUAUUUCGAAUAAUAAUUCCCUUUCUACUUGUUGAAUCGGAUCGAGAUCCAAUCUCCGCCAUGUCGAAAGCUAGGGUUUAUGCCGACGUCAACGUCGUCCGCCCCAAGGAGUACUGGGAUUACGAGUCGCUCACCGUCCAGUGGGGUGAUCAGGAUGAUUAUGAAGUUGUUCGUAAAGUAGGACGAGGGAAGUACAGCGAGGUUUUUGAAGGCAUCAACACAACAACAAACGAUCGUUGCAUCAUCAAAAUACUUAAGCCUGUUAAGAAAAAGAAGAUAAAGAGGGAGAUUAAGAUACUUCAGAACCUCUGUGGCGGUCCCAAUAUUGUGAAGCUUUUUGAUAUUGUCAGAGAUCAGCAUUCAAAAACCCCAAGCUUGAUAUUUGAAUAUGUAAACAGCACAGAUUUCAAAAUCUUAUACCCAACUCUGACGGACUAUGAUAUACGCUAUUACAUCUAUGAACUUCUCAAGGCACUAGACUACUGCCAUUCACAGGGAAUUAUGCACCGAGAUGUCAAACCUCACAAUGUCAUGAUUGAUCAUGAGCUCAGAAAGCUUAGGUUGAUUGAUUGGGGACUUGCUGAGUUCUAUCAUCCUGGCAAGGAAUAUAAUGUUCGUGUGGCUUCAAGAUAUUUCAAAGGGCCUGAACUCCUGGUUGAUUUGCAAGAUUAUGACUACUCCUUGGACAUGUGGAGUCUUGGUUGCAUGUUUGCUGGAAUGAUAUUUCGCAAGGAACCCUUCUUCUAUGGGCAUGACAACCAUGACCAGCUAGUUAAAAUUGCUAAGGUACUUGGAACCGACGAACUCAAUGUUUACCUAAACAAAUAUCAUUUAGAACUUGAUCCUCAACUUGAAGCUCAAGUAGGAAGGCACAGCAGGAAACCAUGGUCUAAAUUUAUAAAUUCAGACAACCAGCAUCUUGUCUCACCUGAGGCAAUUGAUUUUCUUGACAAGCUUCUUCGUUAUGAUCAUCAGGACAGGCUUACAGCAAGGGAAGCAAUGGCUCACCCUUAUUUCCUUCAAGUAAGGGCUGCAGAAAACAGUAGGAUGCGCGCCCAAUAGCAGUAAGUGAAGGAAGAGCAUCUAGUAAUGAAAUGGAAGUGUUGUGAUUGUUCUAUAUUUGAUGGUGGAUUGUCUCUUCGAUUUGGGCACAUGUGCUAUUAAUAUAUCUGUCAAGACUAUUUUCCUGAAACUGGCUUAGCAAUCAACAAAUGUAUGAGAAUCACCAGACUGGUCAAAACGUUCUGUUUUCCGUCACUCUUUAUCAGAUAGCAUGGAUCCAUUUAAUUCUCUAACUUGCAAGAUCUUCUGGUAGGGGUGGCUGGUGAUUUCCGUAGAUCAUCUGUAUCCUUGUAAACUUUUUUCCAAUUUUCUUUUCUUUUGCUGUUUUCUUCUAUCAUAUCUUUGGAAUCA
Asparagus officinalis (garden asparagus) is the source of this 1524-nucleotide messenger RNA. RefSeq names its product casein kinase II subunit alpha-2. The record is from RefSeq and is a predicted model, not a curated record. NCBI's taxonomy places the organism in Eukaryota, Viridiplantae, Streptophyta, Magnoliopsida, Asparagales, Asparagaceae. Gene Ontology annotation, cellular component: protein kinase CK2 complex; nucleus; cytosol. Gene Ontology annotation, biological process: protein phosphorylation. Gene Ontology annotation, molecular function: protein serine/threonine kinase activity; ATP binding. Bases 172 to 1173 code for a protein of 333 amino acids. The transcript has 10 exons.